AUGAUUCACAUCUUGUUGCUUGCUUCCCUAUCUGACAAGGUGUUUCCUCUUGUUCUUGGUAAGCGCACUAGCUGUGCCAUUUGGGACACAUUAUCUGCUGCUUUUUCUUCUCCGUCCGAAAGCCGGAUCAUGUCCUUGACCAUGGCCUUACAAGAACUAAAUCAAAAGCCCGAUGAACCUGUAGCAAACUUUCUAAAACGUGCCAAGACCAUUGCCGAAGAGCUCGCUGUAGCAAGUCACAUUGUUCGUCCAAGUGCUUUCAAUCUCCAUAUCUACCGAGGUUUAAAGCCUGAGUUUGGUGCCAUGGUCUCUUCCCUACUCACCCGGACAGAACCAGUUCUUUACGAUGAUCUUCAUGCCAUGUUGCUCAGCCAUGAGUUCCUUCAUGGUUCAACAUUGAACAAGCUUAAUGUCGCUGAUUCUCCUCCAGCAAAUGCUCCUACAGCCAACACAGCCCAACGUUUGGGCUCUGAUUCAGAUUCUACCACUCCCACCUCGCAACGUAGGGGUCGUGGUCGCGGUGGUCGUGGUCGUGGAGGUUCUAAUGGUGGGAUCUCUUCUGGGCGUUUCUGGUGUGCCAUCUGUCGCAAAACAAACCAUUCUACUAAUAGAUGUUAUUUUUGA
Messenger RNA from Telopea speciosissima, 624 nucleotides. RefSeq lists its product as uncharacterized. NCBI's taxonomy places the organism in Eukaryota, Viridiplantae, Streptophyta, Magnoliopsida, Proteales, Proteaceae. Bases 1 to 624 code for a protein of 207 amino acids. The record is from RefSeq and is a predicted model, not a curated record. The transcript has a single exon.